GAGGGUCACACAGAGAACACAGAGGUGCUGUUCUACAGCCAGGCCCAAGGGGUGGGUCCCAUACUCUGCUCACUAUGUAAGUAGGGGGUCAGUAGUAAGGGGUCACUGCUUUCCUGGGAUUCCUCACUGACAGUCAUCUCCACCAAGCUGAUAAGAAAUGGCUGAGGGACAGAGCGAGGUGGAACAGGCCAUUGUGACGUUAGUCUCGUGCUUCUAUAAACACGCAGGGGAGGAGGGACAACAAGAGACACUUACCUCUGAGGAGUUCAACAAACUGUUAAAUGAAGAGUUUCCUCAACUCACACAGGAUGUGUCUCUAGAGGACAAGCUGAAGGAGCUGGACCUGAACAAGGACAACGAGCUGAACUUUAAGGAAUACUGGAGGCUGAUUGGAGAACUGGCCAAGGCAAAGCAGAAAGAUCUGAAGGACAAGAAGAAAUGAGCUGAUUGUGGAGAGGAGACUGGGCAGGGGGUGGAUGGGGCAAGUGACUGUUCUAUUGAAUAAAAACAAAGCAAAGUCAAA
Molecule: messenger RNA, 523 nt
Organism: Xenopus laevis (African clawed frog)
Lineage: Eukaryota; Metazoa; Chordata; Amphibia; Anura; Pipidae
Product: protein S100-A13-like
Exons: 3
Coding region: 158-442 (94 amino acids)
Source: RefSeq, a predicted model, not a curated record